Aspergillus udagawae is the source of this 918-nucleotide messenger RNA. RefSeq lists its product as uncharacterized. Bases 1 to 918 code for a protein of 305 amino acids. NCBI's taxonomy places the organism in Eukaryota, Fungi, Ascomycota, Eurotiomycetes, Eurotiales, Aspergillaceae. The transcript has a single exon. The record is from RefSeq and is a predicted model, not a curated record.
AUGGCUAAUGACGCCUUGCCUGAGACAGAAAGAGAGUGGAGACAAUCCGCAGGGAGACACAACGUGAAGAACCAAUCCCUGCAUAUGAAUGUAAAAUUGCAUUCAGCAUCCCAAGUCACCUACAAGCAGUAUCUCCUGUUCAGAACCGACCUCCCCUCCAUUGUUCCCCCACGGCAGCUCAAUUUCCAGAGCCUUGGCAUAGCACCUCUGAUGGCGCAAGCAAAUCUGCUCCUGAGUGAUGUCAGGUUUAGUGACUAUAUCUUAGAUGUCACCACCAGGCAGACGCAGCCGGUUUGGAAUCCACCUUGGGGAGGAAACGAAGGACUGUUCAGGGUUCCAGCUAUUCAGCAACAGCAAGUGAUUCGACACGAGGCUCAGAACAGUUCUGUUCGGAGUGCUGCCGAAGCCAGUGUCAACACUUCUAUCGUUUCCUUUUUGCAAGCCAUUGCGGAUCUGGUUCCUCAGUCUGGACGCCAAUGGACGGCUGAUAGAUCCAAGCUGACGGCAGACUUCAGCACACGGAGACGCAAAAGGCAAUUCGUCACAUAUACCGAUGGCCAGCUGGAGGAUACCUUCAGUCGUCGGAUUUUGGCACUCAUCAAGUGUAAACGAUCGCGGCGGGAGGACCAUUCCCCGGCGGUUGAUAUGCAGGAGGUCGCGCAGAUGGUGGCAUGGGUGAAGCAGCACCUCGGCGGACCAGGAAAUGAUAUGCGAGUCCUUGUGUCGCAGGACGGAACUGAUGUUUAUAUCUCAGUCUUUCAGUACGACCAGGGUUGGUUACGGUAUCUCAAUGGAGGUCCCGGGAGUAUCGCGCAUGCUGGAUUUGCCUACAUGCACAGGUAUGGCCCCUGGAACAUCCAGGAAGCAAUAGAGAUGGAGCAUUUUGCUCGAAUAAUCGUCGCCCUGCUACUUCUGUAG